AUGAGCCAGGAAACUCUGAUCAUCUACUCCAUCCGCUCAGAAGAGGACGAGGAGGAGGAUGAGGAGGAGGAGGAAGAGGAGGAGGAUGAGGAGGAGGAGGAAGACGAUGAAGAAGAGGAGGAAGAUGACGAGGAGGGAGAGGAGCACGACCAUGUGUCGGAGGGCUCGGGAGUCACGGACGACUCGGAGAACUGGGACAUGACGCGGGGGAACCUGGGGCUGCUGGAGCAGGCCAUCGCCCUGAAGGCCGAGGAGGUGCAGGAAAGCCACAGCUCCAUGGACUACCAGCCCUACAGCGGCGCCGGCAAGAGCCCCGACGCCGCCGCCGCCGCCAUGCGGCGCUCCGCCCACCACAGCAAAGAGAAGAAAGAGGUGAAGUGUCCCACCCCCGGGUGUGACGGGACGGGUCAUGUGACCGGGCUGUACCCUCACCACCGCAGCCUGUCCGGGUGUCCUCAUAAAGACCGGAUCCCUCCAGAGAUUCUGGCCAUGCAUGAGAACGUCCUGAAGUGUCCCACUCCCGGCUGCACCGGCCAGGGCCACGUCAACAGCAACCGCAACACACACCGCAGCCUCUCCGGCUGCCCCAUCGCCGCAGCAGCCAAGCUGAACAAGAGUCAGGACAAACAGGUCCACCUGCAGGCGGCAGCCAGCGAGCCUUCUUCCAACUCCGACCGAGUGCUCAGGCCCAUGUGCUUCGUGAAGCAGCUGGAGAUCCCUCAGUACGGCAGCUACCGGCCCAACACCGUGACCACCACGCCCCGGGCCAACCUGGCCAAGGAGCUGGAGAAGUACUCCAAGGUGUCCUUCGACUAUGCAAGCUUCGAUGUCCAGGUGUUCGGGAAGCGAAUGCUGAUCCCCAAAACCCCCAGCACAGCCGAAACCUCACCCAAAGCCUUCAAAUCAAAAUCAUUCCCCAAGUCGUCCUCGCCCAGUCACAGCGCGUCCACCGGCUUCUCCAAGACCUCGUCCUCCAGCGGCGCCUACGACUACAGUCAGGAUGCCGAAGCCGCCCACAUGGCGGCGACCGCCAUCCUCAACCUGUCCACACGCUGCUGGGAGCGGCCCGAGACGCUCAGUACCAAGCCGGCCGAGGCCUGCUCCAAGGAGUCGGACAUCGAGGUGGACGAGAACGGCACCUUAGAUCUCAGCAUGAAGAAGACCAAACGAGACGGCAUGCAGUCUCCGGAGCCUUCGUCAUCCUCGUCUUCCUCAUCUCAGCACGUGGGAGCCGCCGUGUCUCAGGGCCAGUGGGAGGGGCCUCAGCCGGAGUGGGAGGGGCCACUGGACUUCACCAAACCCAGCGGAGUCAAAGAGGAGGACCACGAAGAGGCGGAGUAUGCAGCGCCGUCCUACACGUCCUCCGACAUGGAGGACGACGACCAGGACAACCUGGAGGACAGGAAGUACCCGGGAGAGGUCACCACCAGCAGCUUCAAGGUCAAGUUUCAGCCCAAAGACAGCAAAAAAGACAUCCUGGUGUGUCCGACCCCCGGCUGUGACGGCAGUGGACACAUCACUGGAAACUACGCUUCACAUCGGAGUCUGUCAGGCUGUCCUCUUGCUGAUAAGUCUCUGCGGACCCUCAUGGCUGCCCACACAGCUGAGCUAAAGUGUCCCACGCCAGGCUGCGAUGGAUCGGGUCACAUCACUGGAAACUACGCCUCUCACAGAAGUCUGUCCGGGUGUCCUCGAGCCAAGAAAGGUGGGAUCAAAUCCACGCCGACCAAGGACGACAAGGAAGACUCAGAGCUGCUGAGGUGCCCUGUUCCGGGCUGCGACAGUCUGGGCCACAUCAGUGGGAAGUACGCCACCCACCGCAGUGCCUACGGCUGUCCGCUGGCGGCUCGCCGUCAAAAGGAGGGACUCCUCAAUGGGACGCCAUUCUCCUGGAAGGCCUUCAAGACCGAGGGUCCCACCUGCCCCACCCCGGGCUGCGACGGCUCCGGCCACGCCAACGGCAGCUUCCUGACCCACCGCAGCCUGUCAGGUUGUCCCAGAGCGUCGGCCAACAAGAAGAGAGCCAAACUCCCCGGAGAUGAGUACAUCGCAGCCAAGUUCAGAGCCAGCGACGUCCUGGACAAUGACGAGGAGAUCAAGCAGCUGAAUAAGGAGAUCAACGAGCUCAACGAGUCCAACUGUGAGAUGGAGGCAGACAUGAUGAACCUCCACACCCAGAUUUCAUCCAUGGAGAAGAACCUGAAGAACAUGGAGGAGGAGAACAAGCAGAUUGAGGAGAAGAACGAGGCCUUGUUCCUGGAGCUCUCGGGCCUCAGUCAGGCUCUGAUCCGCAGCUUGGCCAACGUCCGCCUGCCCACCAUGGAGCCGCUCUCCGAGCAGAACCUGGACAGUUACCUGGACACGCUGACCCACAUGUUUACUAAUAAAGACUGCUACCAGAACCCGGAGAACCGGGCUCUGCUGGAGUCCAUCAACCAGGCGGUGAAGGGCAUCGAGGUGUGA
Messenger RNA from Salarias fasciatus (jewelled blenny), 2463 nucleotides. RefSeq names its product myelin transcription factor 1-like. Gene Ontology annotation, cellular component: nucleus. Bases 1 to 2463 code for a protein of 820 amino acids. The record is from RefSeq and is a predicted model, not a curated record. NCBI's taxonomy places the organism in Eukaryota, Metazoa, Chordata, Actinopteri, Blenniiformes, Blenniidae. Gene Ontology annotation, molecular function: DNA-binding transcription factor activity, RNA polymerase II-specific; RNA polymerase II cis-regulatory region sequence-specific DNA binding; zinc ion binding. The transcript is spliced from 18 exons. Gene Ontology annotation, biological process: regulation of transcription by RNA polymerase II.